Plasmodium gallinaceum is the source of this 1647-nucleotide messenger RNA. RefSeq names its product conserved Plasmodium protein, unknown function. NCBI's taxonomy places the organism in Eukaryota, Apicomplexa, Aconoidasida, Haemosporida, Plasmodiidae. The coding region runs from base 1 to 1647 and encodes 548 amino acids. The record is from RefSeq and is a predicted model, not a curated record. The transcript has a single exon.
AUGAAAAAAAGAAAUUUGGUUGAAUUUUUUAUAUACCUUUUUGAAUUUUUGUUCUGUCUAGCUAAAUUAAACAAAUACCAAAAUGUAAUAGAAGACAUUUUUCAUAAAAAAAAUGUAAGAAAUACUAAUGACAGUUUUACAAAUAUAUGCCUAAAAGUUAGUUAUGGUUUAAUUUACUACGAAGAUUUAUUAAAAAAUUACAAAUAUGAUAAUAAAUGUUUAAAAUAUAAUAAAAUUGGCAAUUAUGUUUUAGAAAAACACAACAUGAGUAAUUAUAAUUGUUAUAAAAAAAUUCAAAAGCCUUUAUGCAAACUAAAUUAUAUAAAUAUAGAAAAUCAAAUAAUAGAAGAUAAUAAUAUAAAUAAUGAUAAUAGUGUGAAAGAAAGUGCAGAAGAAAAAAAUAGCAAAGCUAAUACGAAUAUGUUUGACGAACAAGAAAAACACAUUGCAAAUGGAGAUAACAUAUAUAACUCAAAAAUAAAAAAAUGUUACAAAACAAAAAAUUUUUUUAUUUCUUUAAUAAAAAGAUGCAUUGAAAAGGGGGAUAAAGACCCCUUAGUUCAUUGUGCAUCGUUAAAUUUUGAAAAAAAAAUUAUUUUAGAUCCAAAACUUUUUUGUGAAAGUUCUUAUGAAAGAAAAGGAAUAGAAGAAAAAGAAAUAAGAAAAUCUAUAUAUAAUGAUAUUUAUAAAAAAGCUGUAAUUAAAACAUUUAAUUUUAAAAAUGAAGAAACUAAUGAUUGUAUAAAUAUAGUUAAUAUAUUUAAUAACUGUUCUAUAGUUGAACGAAAUAUAUUUGGUACAACUAUUGAUUCUUGCAUAUUAGAGAGAAGCAAAAAUUUUUGUCAUAAAACAAUUGAAGAAAUGCAUAAUAAAAAUUACAUAUAUACAUGUUCAGAUAUUAUAUUACCAUAUUUAUUAAGCUCAAAAGAGGAAAAUAAAUCAUAUAAUAAUUUAUGUCAUAAUUUUAAUAACUAUUUAAACAUUCUGAAAGAAAAAAAAAAUUUUUAUUUAAAAGAAAAAAGAAAGUUGGAAGAAAAGGUAAAAACUAUUAGAAUAACUCAAAAAUUAUAUAAAAUGAUAGAAGAUAUAUUUCAAUUAUUAAAAGAAGAAACACAGAAAAAUAGCUUAGUAAUUGAUAAUUUAUUCCACAAUUUAGAAAAGUUAGAAAAUCAAAGAUUGUUUAAUGAAGAAUAUAUACUAAAAUUAAAUAAAGUCCAUGAAAAAUUACAAGAGUCGGAAAAUUUAAUAAUUAAAUCUGGAUACCCUGUAUUAAAUAAAAAUUCUAUAGAAGAAAAUAUUUCCUUAUUUAAGGAAAUAAAAGCUAAUGUAGAAAAGUUAAGAAAAUUACAAAUGGAUAUAGGUACAUAUUCGAAACUUAUCAUUGAAUAUAUUAAUAAAAAGAAAAAUGAAAAAUUAAAUGAUAAGGAUAUUAAUGAGAUAAAUCUUGAUGAACUAAAAAAACUUAAAAAGAAAUAUGAUAACAUUAAAAAUUUUAUUGAAAAUUAUUCAAAAAAAAAUAAUAAUUCAAUCUAUGAAUAUCAAAAUUCCUAUGAAAAAGAUUUCAUUGAAGAUUCUAAAAAUUUUAAUAAUUUAGUUGAAAUAUAUACAGAUCAAAUUUAUUUAUUAAUUAAAAAUAAUAUUAAAUAA